Fusarium sp. VM40 is the source of this 1452-nucleotide messenger RNA. The record is from the annotation of a GenBank genome assembly. Lineage: Eukaryota; Fungi; Ascomycota; Sordariomycetes; Hypocreales; Nectriaceae.
AUGUCUGAGGAACUAAGCAACAACUUUGAGACGCUGCAACUCCACGCGGGGUAUGUUUUUGUCUUUCCUUUCAUCCUCGGCCCCGAUGGCGGAGCAUUUGACUUUAGUGAAGCUGUCAAGCCGACAGCUGCAAUUGAAGCUGAAGUUGAUCCUACCACUCGUUCUCGAGCUGUCCCAAUUUACGCCACAACUAGCUAUGUAUUCAACGACUCUGCUCAUGGCGCCAGACUCUUCGGCCUCAAGGAGUUCGGCAACAUCUACAGCCGUCUCAUGAACCCCACCGUCGAUGUCUUUGAGAAGCGAAUGGCUGCUCUAGAGGGUGGUGUCGCUGCUCUCGCCGCAUCUUCAGGCCAAGCUGCCCAGUUCCUCGCCAUCAGCACCCUCGCCCACGCUGGCGACAACAUCGUCUCUACCUCUAACCUCUACGGCGGCACGUACAACCAGUUCAAGGUCUUCUUCCCUCGUCUGGGCAUCAACACCAAGUUCGUUGAUGGUGACAAGCCUGAGGAUAUUGCUGCGGCUAUUGAUGAGAAGACAAAGGCUGUUUAUGUUGAGAGUAUUGGAAACCCCAAGUAUAACAUCCCCGAUCUGGAGGCCAUCUCCAAGGCGGCCCACGAGAAGGGUGUUCCCGUGAUUGUUGACAACACCUUUGGUGCUGGUGGUUACUUCAUCCGCCCCAUCGACCACGGCGCUGAUAUUGUCGUCCACUCUGCCACAAAGUGGAUCGGCGGUCACGGAACCACCAUCGGCGGUGUCGUUAUCGACUCAGGCAAAUUCGACUGGGGCAAGCACGCUGCUCGCUUCCCCCAAUUCCAUGAGCCCUCUGAGGGCUACCACGGCCUCAAGUUUUUCGAGACCUUUGGCAACAUCACAUUCAUCAUCCGAGCCCGCGUGGAGAUCCUGCGUGAUGUCGGAUCGACCCUGAACCCCUUUGCCGCCCAGCAGCUGCUCCUCGGUAUCGAGACUCUCAGUCUGCGCGCCGAGCGACACGCCCAGAACGCCCUGGCUCUGGCUCAGUACCUCGAGAAGAGCCCGUAUGUCGGCUGGGUCUCGUACCCUGGCCUCGAGAGCCAUCCUUACCAUGAGACGGCCAAGAAAUACCUCAAGAAGGGCUUUGGCGGUGUCUUGAGCUUCGGUGUCAAGGGUGGCGGUGCUGGCAGUGAGGUUGUCGACGGCUUCAAGCUCAUUUCUAACUUGGCCAACGUUGGUGAUGCUAAGACAUUGGCCAUUCACCCCUGGAGCACGACUCACGAGCAGCUCUCCGAUGACGAGAAGCGUAGCUCUGGUGUCACCGAGGAUCUGAUCCGAAUCUCAGUCGGUAUCGAGCAUAUCGACGACAUCAUUGCCGACUUCGAGCAGUCUUUCAAGGCGGCCACGGAUGCUACAACCAAUGGUGAGAAGACAGAGAUCCCUGCAGACGGUAAGGAAGCCGAGGCUCCUCUCGCCCCUUAG